CCGCGGCCGCCGCUCCGGCGCGCGGUCGGCGGCGGCGGGCCGCGGGCAUGUCGCGGGAAGGCGCGGCCGCGCGAGCGCCGCGUUGGCUGGUCCACUCCACCAGGUCCCUGUUCGUGGUCGUGGACCACCCCCAGAGCGGGCGCGCCCAGCAGGGCCAGGUGAGCUUCCUGGGGAUCUCCCGGGCCGGGGUGGCCCAGGAGGGGCAGGACACCCCCGAGGGCUUCCGCGCCAAGCUGGGCUCCUUCGGCGGGGGCGGCGCGCCGCCGGCGCCCCUGGCCUGCGCCGCCGUGCUCGGCUGCCUGAGCAUCGGGCAGGAGUGCUUCCUGCUCGUGGCCGUGGAGGUCGCCGUGGCGGCCGAGGU
This is a messenger RNA of Prorocentrum cordatum, 361 nucleotides long. Lineage: Eukaryota; Dinophyceae; Prorocentrales; Prorocentraceae. The record is from the annotation of a GenBank genome assembly.